UGGUCAGAGAGAAGAUGAGCCCCCUGGAGGACGCCAUGAACACGCUCAUCGAUGUGUUCAGAAGCCACUCUCACAGAGACGGUGACGGCGACUACCUGAGCAGGCGCGAGAUGAGGGAACUGUUCAAUGCCGAACUCGGGCAAUUCCUGACGGCCAGCAGGUGCCCUGUGAGGGUGGGCGAGGUCUUGGCUGGGAUGGACCAGAACCUUGACGGUAAAGUGGACUUUGAAGAGUUUGUGAGCAUGCUCACAAAGAUUGCCGUCUACAGCUUCUUUGACUUCAGCGAUCGUCCCAUCAUCGUGUGUGGUCUGUCGACUGAAGCUGUUUAAUGUUUAAUGUCACCCAGCUUAAAAUGUUUUUUAUCUGUGCUGGGUUUAUGGGCGGGGCUGGGGGCGCUAAGGCGCCGCCCACCCGCCUCAAGGAGAAUAACUGAAUAAGAGUUUUUAAUAAAGAAUACAUUCAUGUUCAAAUUUAAUAGGGUGAAGUAAACAAUAUGUAGCUACUGAGUAAAAUGUUUUAUCUCCAAU
Labrus bergylta (ballan wrasse) is the source of this 527-nucleotide messenger RNA. Its product is annotated as protein S100-A1-like. The record is from RefSeq and is a predicted model, not a curated record. Lineage: Eukaryota; Metazoa; Chordata; Actinopteri; Labriformes; Labridae. Gene Ontology annotation, molecular function: transition metal ion binding; calcium-dependent protein binding; calcium ion binding.